AUGACGAUGUCGGCGAAGGCGGGCCGGGGCAGCGUGCAGGAGCGGCGGGGCAUGGGGUCGGGGGGCCUUAGCGGCGGGGCAUCGGUGGCGGUGGGCGACGUGGGGCACUUGCGUCUGAGUCUUGGGAGUCUGAUGGCUGCCCCCAUUGUCACGGCUGCGCUCAAUUGUAUUACCGCACUCCUAGCCUUGAAGAGAGAUGGAGACGUCCUUCAAGGUGAAUUUCUGGCCCUCAUUUAUGACACCAAUGUUUCCUUGGAGUCGGUUGCUACUAAAAUUGAGAAGUACGAAGGCAAUCCACAGCUAUAUGAGGUGAUCUGUGACAUUGAGGACUUCCUCAAUGACACUUCUGCCGGAUCCAGCUCUGGUGCUACGGAGCCCAGCUCAUCCUCGUCUGGUGUUUGCCAUUCUUAUGCUCCAGAGGGUAGUCUUAUGGGCAUUCUUGAGCCGAAACAGGAGAUUAUAAAGCUACUUACCUCAGAUGUACCUGACUUGAAAGUUAUUUGUAUUGUUGGAUGCGUUGGUAUGGGAAAGACUGCCCUUUCAAGGGCUCUUUAUGAUGACAAGGAUCUUACAAUAUUCUUUGAUUGUAAAGUAUGGUUAGUGGCAUCUGAAUGCAGCAAUGCGGAAAGCGUCAAAACCAAAGUUCUUGAACAGAUUAAGCACCUGAAGUCCUGGGACGCUUUGCAUGAAUUCUUGAAGCGUAGAAGGUAUCUGUUAUUCAUCGAUGAUAUGCCCAAAGGAUCAGAAUGGAGGAUACAUGAUAUUUUUCCAUCAGAUAUGGGAAGCGAUGGCAGCAGAAUAGUUGUGACAACAAGCGUGCACUCAGUGGCUGCUUCCUACAGCUCCGGCAACCACCUAUUCACUAUGCGAUCACUUGAUAAAACUACUUCUGAAAAUUUGCUUUGGAAGAACAUCUUGGAAGCAUCACCUGCAAUAAGGAAUGGUUCAGAAACCAUCCUGCAGAAGUGUGAUGGCUUACCACUGGCUUUAAAUGGUGUUUCUGAUUAUCUAAGUUCUAAAGGAGUUCGAGGUUCGCUUUUGACUGAAUCCUGUUGUGAGGAAGUAGGGAAACAUCUUGGUAAGUUCAUGACAGGCAAUGAGAGGGCAUUUGGCAAAAUGAGAAGAGCUCUUAUCCGAUGUUAUGAUUGUUUGCCUAAUUAUGAUGUUAAGAGUUGCUUAGCAUAUACUUGCAUUUUUCCGACGCGACAUCAGAUUAACGUCAUGCAGCUAGCGAGAAAGUUGUUUGCUGAAGGCUUGGUGCAGGAAAAUAUAGCUGUUCAUGAUUGUCUCUCAACACUUAUUGAUAUGAGUAUGCUCGAGCCUACACCGCUGCGCAGCAGUCUCAGUAACACCACUAAAAGAUGUGAAUUGCACAAUGUAAUGCGAGAGUUUGCCAUCCAGAAGGCCCUUUCAAGGCAUCUUGUUACUUUUGUUACUCGAGAUGAGCUGCUGCACGAGGGCGGCCGUAUUCGCCGACUUAGUGUUCAUCAUAGCUCCAAAGCAGGAUGUGAAGCAUUGGCGAAGCAGAAGCAGUUCAGCUUGUCCUCUCUCAGGUCCUUAACAACCUUCAACAGUGAGCUUUUUGAUUUCAAGAGUAGUAAUCUGUUGCGUGUGUUAGAUCUAGAAGGUUGCAAAGGUCUUGACGAUGGAGUUGUCAAGGAUAUCUUUAACUUGGUGUUUCUCAGAUUCAUCUGCCUUAGGAAUACUGACAUAACCCGAAUUCCUAAAAGGGUAAGAAAGCUCCUGCAUCUGGAGACACUGGAUGUUCGGGAGACACAGGUGAACACAUUACCAUUGGAAGUUAUCAUGCUACCUGAAUUAGGUUCCCUGUUUGGUAUGUUUGAGCUGCAACUUCCAACUGACACGGCAGGAAUGCAAAAGCUUGUGAAGUUCUUGAAAGAUGAUAGUAAGUUGCAUGCUUUUGGUGGGCUUGUCAUCACAAAGGCACAACUUCAAGGAAGUUCAAUGGCAGAAAAACAAGCUUUUGCAAUCAUAAUAAAAGAAGCGAAAAGUCUGAGAAAGGUUAAAUUCUGGUACAAAGCUUCUGCAGUUUUCCAGAGGAAGAAAGUAUGGGUUAAAUCUUUGUUUGAUGCUGCUGCCUCAGCCUCUCAGCCUCAGGAUGAUGCUGCUGCCCCUCACUCUCAGGAUUCUGAAGCAACAGACAGUGUAUUGGCAGCCUCUCUCACCUCUUCUAUUGGCAAAAGAACCGUGGAACUCCGGUCUCUUUCUAUUGAUUUUGGUGUCCUGGAGAAUGAGUUUUUGGGUUCCAUAGAGCGAACAGUUGGAAGUACUGCAACACUUGGAAUGCCUGGAACUUUUGAGGAUCAAAGAGGAUCGUCCCGGAUUCUGGUGGAAGUACUGCAACACUUGGAAUGCCUGGAACUUUUGAGGAUCAAAGAGGAUCGUCCCGGAUUCUGGGAUGGGUACUUUUCUGUCCAGAUAGGUGGAUUCCCAAGCCUUCAACUCCUGAGCUUUGAGGCCCCAAGGUAUCCAAGGGUGCGGAUUCAGCAAGGCGCCAUGGUACAUCUAAUUUCCCUUCAAUUGCUUUGUGCCGAAUCUCCUUCAUACUCGGCGCAAAAAGAAGAAUCUCCUCCCUACUGUACUGCAAAUGGGGAGUUUGAGUCCCUGAUUGGAGUUAAAAUCGCCCAUCUUCCAUAUCUCAGUGAAGUGAUACUACAUCCAACAACUGAUAGUGGCAUCAUUAAUGCAUGGAAGACCGCGCUGGGUUCUCACAGUAACAGGCCGUGCCUGAAGAUGCGACCAGCCUGAUGUCAUUUUCCUUGGGAAGGCGAAGUUCUGUUGUAUGUUCUGUGGCUUAUGCAUUAUCAUUAUCCUUGGUUUCUCUCUGAUGUCAUUUUCUGGAAGUCACACCCAUAUUUUCAAAACAUAUGAACAUUCAUUAUGCAGUAUGUGAACAUCUUUUUCUUUUUGAAAUAUAUGGUCGUUAGUAUA
Molecule: messenger RNA, 2952 nt
Organism: Triticum aestivum (bread wheat)
Lineage: Eukaryota; Viridiplantae; Streptophyta; Magnoliopsida; Poales; Poaceae
Product: disease resistance protein RGA4
Exons: 5
Coding region: 1-2769 (922 amino acids)
Biological process (GO): defense response to other organism
Molecular function (GO): ADP binding
Source: RefSeq, a predicted model, not a curated record